AAAAUCAAUGUCCUAGAUAUCGUUUCGAAAUUAAAAUAUCCGAAGAAACCUAAUCGUGAACAUGGACAUCAAAUUGAAAAUUUUAUUUAUCCAUACAUUUUCUAUUUUAGACGAUGGCUUCAUUAGCGGCAACUUACGCCAGUUCUAUGCAUGCGCAGCGUUCUCCGUGUUGCCAAACCGGAUAUCCGGUAAUGGCGGACCCUCUGACCGGGCGGACUGUUUGCUCUUGCCAGCUUCAUACUGGCGUCCCUAGCUACCUUGCCCGGUACCUCGACUACCGGAAACACAUUUCAUCAACAGCGACGUUUCUCAGUACAAAAUGAUGGCAGCGGACCGUCAUACCCGGAUGUACAGAGCCCCUCUCCAGGGAGGACACAUACCGCAUCCCUAUGACGCAGCCCUGAUGACGUCACAUCCAUACGCCGCAAUGUACCCGGGUUUCGACAUCAAUGGAAUCCGCAGAAAGAAUGCUACUCGGGAGUCCACGAGCGCUCUCAAGGCGUGGCUCUUUGAGCACCGGAAGAACCCUUACCCAACCAAGCAGAAAGUCAUGCUGGCGAUCGUCUGCCAGAUGACAUUGACCCAGGUUAGCACGUGGUUCGCGAACGCCAGAAGGAGGCUUAAGAAGGAGCGGAAGGCGGGCGAUAGCGAUAUUGAUUUGGACGAUAUUGACGUUGAUGAUAAGAAAUCCGUUGCUGAUGACACGUAUGAUUCCGAUUCCAUGACGAACAAUACCGACAACUCCCGAUCAUUAACGGACGCUUCCGAUGUAUCUGAUGUCGAAGAAACAGACGAUAGUUCUAAGAAAUCCCCGCUAACAAAUGCGUGCAGAGGCUGUUUUCCACCGGAUAGCCGCAAUGAACUGUUUCUCGAGAGGCUUUCAUCCCCGGCCGAUUUAAAGAACUCUUCCACAAUGUCAUCAACUGCUGUUUCAACACUGACAUUUGCCAGUAGUCUCGUCCCCCUCUUGUUUUCAAGCAUACCUUCAAGCGAUUCUACAGCCACAAUAUCUACAUCUGCUGUGUCGCCAACUAUUAGUUCUUUGGUUGGCAAAACUGUGAAAGAAAGUGGCAGUGGAAGUAAAUCGAAGAUCUGGUCUAUUGAAAGCAUUAUUAGUGGAUGA
Dreissena polymorpha is the source of this 1123-nucleotide messenger RNA. Its product is annotated as iroquois-class homeodomain protein irx-3-like. Gene Ontology annotation, biological process: regulation of transcription by RNA polymerase II; cell development; neuron differentiation. Gene Ontology annotation, cellular component: nucleus. Gene Ontology annotation, molecular function: RNA polymerase II cis-regulatory region sequence-specific DNA binding; DNA-binding transcription factor activity, RNA polymerase II-specific. The record is from RefSeq and is a predicted model, not a curated record. Lineage: Eukaryota; Metazoa; Mollusca; Bivalvia; Myida; Dreissenidae.